AUGAAGAUAUUAAGCUGGAACUGCCAAGGGCUUGGGAACCCUUGGACAGUUCGAAGCCUGCGCGAUAUCGUGCGGGUUCAAGCGCCUACAGUUUGCUUUUUAAUGGAAACUAGAUUAGACAAGGAGGGGUUUGACAGACAGUUAGGGGACUUACCGUUUCCAAACAAAAUCAUAGUGAAGCAACCGAAUUCAGGAGGGGGUUUAGCAUUGAUUUGGAGGGCAGGAGUGAAGAUGGAGCUUAUCAAUUUCACCAUGAACCACAUUCUUGUCAAAGUUACGGCAGAAGAUGGGUUCGUCUGGUUUCUCACCGGCUUUUAUGGGUGGCCUGAAGCUUGCCAACGGGGUAAGUCUUGGGCUUUGCUCAAUCAUCUGAAAUCAUUUGUUGAUGGGCCAUGGGUUUGUAUAGGUGAUUUUAAUGCCAUCCUUAACUCAUCGGAGAAAUUAAGCAAUACACCGCCACAACAGAGGCUUAUGGAUGACUUCCGGCAGGCGUUGGACAUGGUUCAAUUGUUUGACUUAGGCUUUGAAGGGUACCCAUUUACUUGGAAUAACAGACGACCGGGAUACGCAAACACUAAACAGAGGCUGGACAGGGCGGUAGGGAAUGAGGCUUGGAGAGCAAAAUUCUGUUUUUCUAAGGUAACUCAUCUAUCCUCAUAUGCCUCUGAUCAUCUUCCAACUGUGCUCCAUGUGAAGGGCGGGAAAAAAUGGCAAGGACGGGUUUGUCGUGGCUUUAAGUUUGAGGAGGCGUGGCUUCUAUGGGAUGACCGUGAGGCAGUGGUAGAGGAGGCUUGGGGUAAAGGAGGUGUUCGGCCAAAUGCCUUAGAGACAACAAGACAAAAAAUUGAAACCUGUGGGGCGGAUUUGUUGGCAUGGGGUUCAUCUAAAACCCAUCCGGCAAAUGAGGAAGUCAAGCAACUCCAGAAGAGAAUUGAAGUGUUGAAUUGUAGUGACUAUAAUGAGGAAUGUAAGGCAGAGCUACUGGUUCUGAGUAGGAAGCUGGAUGAUCUACUACGCAAGCAAGAAAUUUUUUGGGCACAGAGAUCUAGGAUCUCUUGGUUGAAGCAUGGCGACAGAAAUACAAGGUUUUUUCACCAAAAGGCCUCGCAAAGAAGAAGAAGGAAUUACAUAUAG
Molecule: messenger RNA, 1134 nt
Organism: Quercus robur (English oak)
Lineage: Eukaryota; Viridiplantae; Streptophyta; Magnoliopsida; Fagales; Fagaceae
Exons: 1
Coding region: 1-1134 (377 amino acids)
Molecular function (GO): catalytic activity
Source: RefSeq, a predicted model, not a curated record